CUUCUUGAGUACUGGUGUUCCUCAACUGUGCUGCUGACAAGGAUGUCUACAGCUUACGGCUACGUACAUCAAGCCUCCGGGAAACUACAUUGACGAAACCAUAAGUGUACGGCAUCCCUUGUCCAAUGUGAGAGGUGUGGCAUGGUGUUCACGCAGUCAUGCAGUCAUUCGAGGAGGGGAUAGCCAGAGAUCUUUGGUCGUCUGAAGCUCGCGGUGGUCUUGGUGGAACACCGCCGCUGUUCACCAUAUAUGAAGCCCAACACCACCCGAGCUCGAAUGACAGAUAGGAGGCGUUGUCUACCCAUACAAAAAAAAACAUAUCUACCAGUUUCAACCCUUCAAUGACCAUGCAAUCAUCCUCUACAUUUAGCACCACUCCCUCCUCCCUCUCCGCCCACGAUGCCGAACCAGCCAGCCACCAAGUCUUUCGUGUCGAAUCGCCUCAGAACCACCACAAACUCUUCAUCCAGACCAGCUCCGACAUUGUUCGUAGCUUCUUUGCUCACGUCAUCCAUACCGCAGACACCUCGCAGCCGGCAAUGACCUUUGUCGAGGACGUCGCAGACACUGCAGAUCCUCUCGCGGCUGCCCUCAACAUUCAGCACCUCGGCUCCGUCGCCCCUGGGGACUUUGAUCGCCUCCGCGCAGCUUGCCGCGAGAACCCGCCACCGGAGAAGGGCCCCACUGAAGAGGAAGGCGAGGAGGAAAAUCUCAGGCGCAGUCGUGUCUGGCUCCACGAGUUGGUCCACGUAUUGGUUAGUGACGGCAUCCUAAAGCCGCCGCCGUUGCAUGACGACUCCCACUCUCACCACCGCCCGAGACACCAUCAUACGCAUCAUUGCAUUCAUCAACGACUCCACUGCCAUCAUCCGUAUCGAAGACGUGGCCGCCAGCAGUUACUCGCCAACUCUCUGUUAAACCCAGCAGCAACGGUCCAGGAACGAUGAUCACACCUGAUUAAGAGUAUUAACGGUAGCACUAGGCUUGGCUAGACAUAAGAGAGGACAACAACAAAGAGGCAAGGCGGAU
Messenger RNA from Ilyonectria robusta, 1029 nucleotides. RefSeq lists its product as uncharacterized. The record is from RefSeq and is a predicted model, not a curated record. NCBI's taxonomy places the organism in Eukaryota, Fungi, Ascomycota, Sordariomycetes, Hypocreales, Nectriaceae. The transcript has a single exon. The coding region runs from base 342 to 947 and encodes 201 amino acids.